GAUGGUAGCGAAAUUAUCGAUAUAGGAUGUUGUUACAUGUUACACAACAGAAAGUUUUAGAAAGUAGCCUUCGGCUUGUUUCGAAGUGUAAUUAUUCGUUUAAAUAGAAUUGAUUUAUUAUAUACGCAUUACGUAUUUUAUUAGUUUUAGAAUGGAUAAUAAAAUACCAAAAUAUCAUGCUUUCGCGGAACCUAUAUUUAAAAGUCCAAUCACCAAUUGGUUUGGAGCUUCAUUGCAUGCUCAAUUCAACGCAACUUGUAAAGAUUUUGAAUUGCACUUAGCUGAAUGUGUGGAAGCAUAUGGAUUUUAUAAAGGACAGGAGAAAUGUGAAGCACUAAUUCGUGAUCUUGAUGAAUGCUUGAAUCGAGAGAAACGGCGGCACAGACAAGAAAUAAUAAACGGAGAAUUCCUUCGUCAGAUAGAUGCUGGAGAAAGAAAAUAUGAAAAAGCUCCAUUUCUUGUUUUCUUUUAGAAUUCAUAUAAUUAGUAUAUAUAUAUAUACAUAUAUAACUUAUAUGUCAAAUAAUAAUUAUAUCAAAUAAAAUAUAUCGUACAUAAUCAGAUUAGUCAUAAGUGUCAAUGAUGACAAAUUAA
Apis florea (little honeybee) is the source of this 594-nucleotide messenger RNA. RefSeq names its product NADH dehydrogenase (ubiquinone) 15 kDa subunit (gene ND-15). The record is from RefSeq and is a predicted model, not a curated record. Lineage: Eukaryota; Metazoa; Arthropoda; Insecta; Hymenoptera; Apidae.